AAGAUCUUUGUUACAAAGGUUGGCAAUUUCAAUAUGGUAAUGGUGAUGUUAAUAAGAAUGAGCGUUUGGCAUUUGAUAAUUUUAUAAAGGCUGCUGAAGAUGAUGAUGAUGAGGGACAGUUUUGGACGGGUUUUUGUUAUAAUUGGGGAAUAG
This is a messenger RNA of Racocetra persica, 153 nucleotides long. NCBI's taxonomy places the organism in Eukaryota, Fungi, Glomeromycota, Glomeromycetes, Diversisporales, Gigasporaceae. The record is from the annotation of a GenBank genome assembly.